AUACUAGCUUAAUAAGUAAUUUCUUCUUCAAGUAGAAGGUCAAAUCUUAGAUUUUCAUUGAAACAAUGAAAAAGGUUUCAAAACUCAGUAUUAUCUUCCGUGACGAACUACAACACCUCAACAAAGACUCGGUCGAAAAUUUAGAUGUCGUCGGAAAAAAACCAUUUAACUCAUCGUCGGACAAUGAACGCGACCAAUUCUCCGGCUUGUUUGCUUCUUGCUCAUCGUCUUCGUUUCAAAUGCCUCUUCAGUACCCGAAUUACAAAAAGGAACAAUACGAGAUUAUGUCGGAGGAAGAACUCGAUCAACUUCUCAAACUCUAUGGUCUGCCAGUAGAUAUCGGUGACUUGUCUUACAAAAAAGAAUUUGUAGUGGGUGCAUUCUUGUGGGAGACGGGGUUAAAUUCUUCUCUGGAUGAGCAUGAUUCAGUAAACCCUAAUUCUUCCACUGAUGAUUUGGAUGAGAGCUCUUUGAUAGGAUUGAUGACGGUUCUGAUAAAAGAUAUGGUUCACUUUAUUUUUCGUGUGUAGCAAGUAAAGGAAGUAAAAGCCUAAUUUUGCUUGCCCUUAAAGUUUCGUUUCUGGUUGUUUAUAUGGAUGGAUUUCGAUUGUUAUGAUUUAGGAAGAUAAUGAUUUACUAUAUCAUAUUAUUUUGCUUGGCCCUA
Molecule: messenger RNA, 664 nt
Organism: Arabidopsis lyrata subsp. lyrata
Lineage: Eukaryota; Viridiplantae; Streptophyta; Magnoliopsida; Brassicales; Brassicaceae
Exons: 1
Coding region: 66-530 (154 amino acids)
Source: RefSeq, a predicted model, not a curated record